AUGCUGCGUUUGCUUGAGCAAGCGAAGAACAUCAAAGAUUUUGGGCGUGGAUAUUUCUAGGGAUGAGGAUGUAGGUUACAGAGCGCGAUUGAAUCGAUCCUCCCGCGAUGGCGGCAGCGGCGAAGAUGAAGCUGGGAUUCUCGGGCGGUAAUCAGGUGAGCGCGCCGUCAUCAUCCUGCUGCCUGGGAUGCGUCUCGACGACGGUCGCCGUGACUUCCCAUCACUGCUCAUCGAAUUUCCCUCAAUGCGCCACGGGAAGCAGUGGAUUUCAGCUGGAUUCUUCUUCGGCAUUCUUGCCAUUUGGAAGAUUGAGGCGUGGCUCGGAUUCCCUGCUUCAAGCUGCGGCCCGCAGGCGAUGCGCUCAUCACGUAGCAGCAGCAGCGUCACUCGGGGGCCUCCUUGGAGGGCUGUUUAAAAGCGAAGACGUCGGGGAAAGCACUCGCCAAAAGUUUGCUUCCACAGUGGAUGCUAUCAAUGCAAAGGAGCCACAAAUGGAGGGAUUGUCCGAUGAAGCGCUUCGAAACAAAACUGGGGAAUUGAAAGCGCGAGUCGCGGCUGGAGAAUCGCUUGAUAGUGUCCUCCCGGAUGCCUUCGCAGUUGUCCGGGAAGCGUCUAAGCGAGUGCUAGGAUUGCGACCUUUUGAUGUCCAACUUAUUGGUGGCAUGGUUCUUCACAAGGGUCAGAUUGCUGAGAUGAAAACUGGAGAAGGAAAAACUCUUGUUGCUGUUCUUCCAGCAUAUUUGAAUGCUUUAAGCGGCCAAGGUGUUCAUGUCGUGACGGUAAACGACUACUUGGCCCGUCGAGAUGCUGAAUGGGUCGGCCAAAUUCCUCGAUUCCUGGGUUUAAAAGUUGGUCUCAUUCAACAGGGAAUGGAUAGUGCGGAGCGAAGAACAAACUACGGCUCUGAUAUAACUUAUGUUACGAACAGUGAGCUCGGCUUUGAUUACUUGAGGGACAAUUUGGCGCUGAGCCCAGAUGAUCUUGUGUUACCGAGUUUCAAUUUUUGCGUCAUUGACGAAGUGGACUCUAUAUUGAUAGAUGAAGCUCGAACACCGCUUAUAAUUUCUGGUCCUGCAGAGAAGCCCACCGAUAGAUACUACAAAGCUGCCAAAAUAGCUGCGGCAUUUGCGCGAGAUGUUCACUACACGGUUGACGAAAAGCAAAAGUCAGUCCUAAUCACGGAAGAAGGAUAUGAAGCAGCCGAAGAAAUCCUAGAUGUUAAGGACUUAUAUGACCCUCGGGAACAAUGGGCAUCUUAUGUUAUCAACGCCAUCAAAGCAAAAGAACUGUUUCUGAAAGACGUAAACUACAUAGUACGUGGUGAAGACGUCCUCAUCGUUGACGAAUUUACGGGGCGUGCACUUCCGGGUAGAAGGUGGAACGAUGGUCUCCAUCAAGCUGUGGAAGCUAAAGAAUCGUUACCUGUGCAAAAUGAGACGGUUGCAUUAGCUUCCAUAAGCUACCAGAACUUCUUCUUGCAGUAUCCCAGGCUAUGUGGAAUGACUGGAACGGCAGCAACGGAACGGUCUGAGUUUGAAAAGAUUUACAAACUUUCCGUCGCUGUGGUCCCAACAAACAGGGCUAUGAUAAGAAAGGAUGAAUCUGAUGUGGUUUUUCGAGCGGUUACAGGAAAAUGGACAGCUGUUGUCGUUGAAAUCUCACGCAUGCACAAAGCAGGCCGUCCCGUAUUGGUUGGUACCACAAGUGUUGAACAAAGUGAAUCUUUGUCGAAACAAUUAUCCGAAGCUAAUAUUCCUCACCAAAUAUUGAAUGCAAAGCCAGAGAAUGUAGAGAGGGAAUCUGAGAUCAUUGCACAGAGUGGUCGAGUAGGAGCUGUCACCUUAGCAACGAAUAUGGCCGGUCGUGGGACAGAUAUUAUUCUUGGCGGGAAUGCCGACUUUAUGUCCAAAAUCAAACUGCGGGAGAUGCUCAUGCCAAAGGUUGUUAUACUAAGUGACGAUGAGAUUGCUUUUCAAAAGAAAAAGAAGAUUCCCACAAGAAAAUCAUGGAUGGCAAACGAAAAUCUGUUUCCUUGCAAACUUUCUGAGAAUUCAUCAUCUCUAGCUGAAGCAGCAGUACAAGCUGCUGUCGAGUCUUGGGGCAAGAAAAGUUUGUCGGAGCUUGAGGCAGAGAACAGGCUUUCUUACGCUUGCGAAAAGGGUCCGACCGAGGACGCUGUUGUUGCAAAGUUGCGAAACGCAUUUCAAGCCAUAUCAGCCGAGUACAAAGCAUACACCGAGGACGAAAGGAAGAAAGUUGUUGCUGCAGGUGGCCUUCACGUGAUAGGCACAGAGCGCCACGAAUCACGAAGAAUUGAUAAUCAGUUGCGCGGCCGCAGUGGUAGGCAAGGUGAUCCAGGAACAUCAAGAUUUUUCUUGAGUCUAGAAGAUACCAUAUUUCGGAUAUUUGGCGGUGAAAGGAUAAAGGCUUUGAUGACAGCUUUCCGAAUCGAGGAUUUGCCGAUCGAGUCAAAAAUGCUCACGAAAUCGCUGGACGAGGCUCAAAGAAAAGUCGAAAACUAUUAUUUUGAAGCCCGUAAACAGCUGUUCGAAUACGAUGAGGUGCUGAAUAGUCAACGUGAUCGUGUCUACACGGAACGUAAGCGUGCUUUGCUAUCAAAGGAUUUGCAGCCGCUUAUGAUGGAGUACUCUCAACUGACAAUGGAUGACAUUCUCAAUGCCAACAUUAGCGACGAGCUUCCAAAGGAAGAAUGGGAUUUAGAAGGUCUAGCAUCAAAAGUCAAGCAAUACUGCUUUCUCCUGGAUGACUUAUCUGUUGAAGUGCUACUAAAAAAUGCUGAUACAAUUGAGAGUUUGCGGGAGUAUUUACAUAAGCGCGGCCGUGAGGCAUACCUUGAAAAGAGAGCUGAUGUUGAGAAACAAGCUCCAGGUCUAAUGCACGAAGCUGAGCGAUACUACGUUCUUACUCAAGUGGACAAGCUGUGGAAGGAACACCUCCAAGCUUUGAAGUUUAUCCAACAAGCAGUUGGACUCCGAGGCUAUGCUCAAAGGGACCCGCUCAUCGAGUACAAGCUAGAAGGCUACAAUCUUUUCCUGGACAUGAUGGCUCGUAUCCGUCGCAACACCAUUUACUGCGUCUAUCAAUUCAAGCCAGUGAUGAUCGACAAAGAAACACUGGAUCGAUCGAAGAGCACGAAAAACGGGAAAACUGCUGCCACAGUCUGAUGAGAAAUAGGUGCACAGGACCGCAAGGGAAAAAAUUGAAAAGAUUCGCAUAGAUUCCGAGGAUGGAAUA
Selaginella moellendorffii is the source of this 3255-nucleotide messenger RNA. RefSeq names its product protein translocase subunit SECA1, chloroplastic. Gene Ontology annotation, biological process: protein import; protein targeting. Gene Ontology annotation, cellular component: membrane. Bases 108 to 3185 code for a protein of 1025 amino acids. Gene Ontology annotation, molecular function: ATP binding; ABC-type protein transporter activity. The record is from RefSeq and is a predicted model, not a curated record. NCBI's taxonomy places the organism in Eukaryota, Viridiplantae, Streptophyta, Lycopodiopsida, Selaginellales, Selaginellaceae. The transcript has 20 exons.